Penaeus indicus is the source of this 4916-nucleotide messenger RNA. RefSeq names its product frizzled-9-like. Lineage: Eukaryota; Metazoa; Arthropoda; Malacostraca; Decapoda; Penaeidae. The coding region runs from base 427 to 2463 and encodes 678 amino acids. Gene Ontology annotation, cellular component: plasma membrane. Gene Ontology annotation, molecular function: Wnt-protein binding; Wnt receptor activity. Gene Ontology annotation, biological process: non-canonical Wnt signaling pathway; canonical Wnt signaling pathway. The transcript is spliced from 11 exons. The record is from RefSeq and is a predicted model, not a curated record.
CUGUGGUCGGGAAGGAGGUGGUAACUCUCGUGUCACCACCUGUGAGUGCGUGAUUCUAUUUGGCUGAUAAAAAAGAAUACUGCAAUAAUGUUGGCAACUUUGGCACAUUGGACGAUUUAGAGUGUAUCUAGUGUGCACGGCUGUGGUGUCGAGAUCGAAAGAAAAUGAUGGCUCCUUCGUGACCAGAGUGGAAAAAAUGAAUCACAGGAAUAAAUAACACGAAAGAUUUCAAUACAACUAAGCCUGCUGGUUCCUAAAGCCCAGAUAUUUAACACACCCCUUUAAAAAAAAAUCUCCAAACACAGAACAUGAACAAGUAAACAACUAAGAAAAAAAGAUACGUAAAAAGAAAAACAAGAAGUAAACGCACCUCAGAAAAAAAAUCGAGAAAGCAACAAACCUCAUCUAAAAAAAAAAGCGAUAAAAAUGCCGAAGAAAAGCGUUGCCGCCGCCCUGCUGUUUCACCUCCUGCUCCUGCUCGCGCCUCCCUCGCACGGCCUCGGGCAGGACUCGACGCUGGACAUCAACGCGAGGAAGUGCGAGAGGAUUACCAUACCCAUGUGCAAGGAAAUGCCCUACAACACCACCAGCAUGCCCAACCUGCUGGGCCAUUUCACGCAGGCCGAGGCGGCGAUACACGUCCACGAGUUCAUGCCCCUCGUCGACAUCAACUGCAGCCCCCACCUGCGGUUCUUCCUGUGCUCCCUCUAUUCGCCCAUGUGCACGCCCGUCGUCCGCACCGUCAUCCCCUCCUGCAGGGCGCUGUGCCUCGAGGUCAAGUCGAAGUGCCUGCCGGUGCUGCGGACGUUCAACUUCUCGUGGCCGGCCGCCCUCGACUGCGCCCGCCUGCCCACGCCCGAGAACAACGGCCUGUGCAUGGAGGUGCCCAAUUUCUCCUCCGAAGCCACGCCCCCGCCCUCUUCGCGCCUGCCCAAGGUUCCCUCGUCCGUCAACAAACCCUCCCACGGGACGCCGGCCGCGUGCCCCCCCCGCCAGACGUGGGUGGCCACGAGGCACGGGGGGAGCUGCACCCCCAAGUGCGGCUAUGACGUCCUCUUCCGCCGCGAGGACAAGCACUUCGCAGAGGUGUGGCUCCUGGUUUGGGCGGGAAUCUGCUUCGUGUCGACGCUGUUCACGAUGCUCACCUUCUGGCUCGACCCCGCGCGGUUCCGGUACCCCGAGCGGCCGAUCAUCUGCCUCUCCCUCUGUUAUCUGCUCUACUGUCUUGCUUAUCUUGCCAGACUCGUGGUCCCGGCGGAGGUUUUGUCGUGCCAGAUGUCGCCUUCAGGAGUCUCGCAUCUCAUCGUCGAGGGCCUUCAGUCGUCAGGCUGCAUCGUCACCUUCAUCCUACAGUACUACUUCGGAAUGGCCUCCGGGAUCUGGUGGGCGGUGCUGACCCUGACGUGGUUCCUGUCGGCGGGGAAGAAGUGGUCGUCGGAGGCUCUGCAGGCGUACUCCUCGUACUUCCAUGCCGCCGCCUGGGGCCUCCCCGCCGUGGCCACGAUCGUCAUCCUCACGCUCAAGCAGGUUGACGGCGACGAGCUUGUUGGCCUCUGCUAUGUCGGCAACGUCAACAAGUGGGCCCACAUGUCCUUCGUGGUGUCACCCCUGCUCUCGCUCCUUGCACUUGGCACCUUCUUCAACGUGCUCGGCUUCGUGGCUCUGUUCAGGGUGCGCAGGGCAUUCAAGCAGGAGGCUGACAACCCCGCCGUGGCCCAGUCGCCCUCCAGCCCAGGUCGUUCCCCCGCCGUGUCAAGCACCUCCACCGCCGCCCCUGCUUACAUGCACGACAGCCCCGGCACGCCCACCAAGGCUGUCACCACCUCCACGAACAUCACCAAACUCGAAAAGCUAAUGGUGCGCAUCGGGGUCUUCUCCGUGCUGUACACUGUGCCCGCCGUGUGUGUGAUCGCGUGCAAUGUGUAUGAGUACCUGAGCCGAGACCAGUGGCGGAAAAUGGCUUCCGUGGCCGCGCUGAAGUGCAGUGGUGGCAGCGGUGGGACGGCAAAGCUGCACAGAGGAAGUGGGAAUCUCUCCUACCGGCAGUAUCACAAUCCAGGCAAUACUGCCGCUUCAGAGUGCACGUUGGAGCAGAGCAUUCCGUCUGUUGAGAUUUUCAUGCUCAAGAUCUUCAUGUCGCUCGUCGUCGGCAUCACGUCUGGCAUGUGGAUUUGGUCUUCGAAGACUGUGUUGCUGUGGCAGAAGUUCUUCCGGGGGCUGUGCGGGCAGCGGCAGGACCUGCGCAAGAAGGACGGCCACGUGUACCACCCGCCCAGCCACACGCCCGCCAUCGUCAAGACCACGAACGGGCGGCCGCAGAUGGAGCAGCUGCACCACCUGCGGCCCCCCCAGUCCCAGCCCCAAGGGUCGUCGUCCUCGGCGCGAAACCCCCAGCACCUGCACCCCCUCCACCUGGGCGGCCGGGCGCAUGGCUCCUCCACGAUGCACCUGUCGCAGGUGUGAGGGCGUCGGGGCACAGGAUCGGGGAGGGGGGGGGGGUCUUGUGUUGGUGUUGUUGUAAUUAAUUGUAAAGUUUGUUUGGAGAGUUCAAUCAGUGUCAUUGUUUUCCACACUCUCUAUCUAUCUAUUUCUAUAUCUCUAUCUCUACCUCUAUCUCCAUCUCUAUCUCCCCUCUCUCUCUCUGCCUCCUUCCUUCCCUUCCCUUCCCUCCCUGCCUCUCCUCCACAUAUCUUUUGUUAUUCUUUGAUUUUAAUGAUCUCACACACUGUUUAAUCAAUAUGGACUCUUCGUGUGUUUCAUGCAUUACAGGGCGCCUUGUAUAUUUAUCUUGUCCAAAGCUUCAUGUGUGAUACCGGGACAUUUAAACUCUUAGAAUGACAUAUGGAAGAACCAAAAGGCUGCAUAAUAAAUAAGUCAGUAUUAAGUCAAUAUUUACAGUAUUGGAUUCUUUAUAAAUGCUUCAAGGAUGGUGAAGAAAAGCAAGUGUGUAAAGGAUCAUCUUAGAUACGAAUGUUACCAAUCACUUAUACUUUGUUUUUAUAUGUAUAUAUUUCUCAAUGCAAACAGCUGCACCAGCAGUAUUAAGCUUUACAGUCUUUACAAUGAAAAGUGGAAUAGUAUUUUUUGUAUUUGUUCAUUCUACUUGUAAAACUUAAUGUUUUUUUCUCAUUCUAUCACAGAGAACAAUGAAUGUAAUCACAGACUAAUGUAUGAUUAUGAAAUGUGAUUUAUUUUAUUGUCUGUUAUAAUUGUGUUGUUCAUAAAGUUUCAUAUGUUGUGUUAAUAGUUACCUUUUUCACUCAUUACAUUAUAUUCAUCAUUCAUUCUUAUCAUUAAUGUAGAUUAAAAUUGUUAAACGUCAUUAUAUUGAUUCAUUUAUCAUUCUGAAGUUAAAAGACUGAGAAUGUAUCAAAAUCAGUCUAUUUUUGGGCAUUUUGUAAAAACAAAUGGACUGAUAGUGAUGAGCAAAUGUAGUCAAAGGCCCACAAUAUUAAGGUUGUAAAAGGUCGUAUCACAGAUAUGAGGUGAUCUUCUAGGAUUCACAAUGUGGUUGCAUGUACCAAAUAGUGUAUCAAAUGUUCCUUUGAAAUUAAUCCAACAUGCAAUACGGAUUAGGGAAAUUAUCCUUUAUAAAGAGCACAAUAUUUUGUUUUAUGUUUUGAGGAAACAAUGUGCUUUAAAUGUAUAUCAUAAUCCUUUGAUUUCAGUCAUUGCAGUACUACACUUUAUUUCCCAUAAGUGUCUUAAGAGUGUGUUUAACAACCUGUUUGCUGAAGAGUCUCUUGUUAUGCGAUCGUUGUUACAUUAAAUGUAUUUAUUAUUAUUUACAAUAAUCUAUCUCCUGUAUAUGAGUGGCACACUCACUUGUGAUUUAAAUGUGAUGGUGUCCCUCUUCCUGUCAAAAAUAAGUGUUGGGCAGAGACAUCACCAGGGGGGCCAUUCCCCAUGGUUUAGUGGUGCCCCCAUUUUUAUUCCCUGUCAGUUCUUAGAAAUUCAUGAGCCUGUGUGCAUCCUUACCCCAUGUAUUCUAAGGAGUCCCAUGUGUUGAGGAAAUAUUUCCAGUUUAUGAUCUUUGGGAAAGAAUUUUUCUCUUACCUUGAAAAAUGUAUUGCCCUGCCAAAUCUUUCGAUUGUACGUGAACAAGACUACCUCGCCAGUGUAUUACAGUAGUGGUUUAACUUUUGAUACGCAUAGUGUCUUUUACUGCAGUAUUUCCUUGUAAUUGAGUACUGCAGGAAAUUUAGAAGACUGAAAUCUGAAAAUAUGUACAAAAGUGUUUGUAUGAAUGUGUAUAAUUGUGUAAUAUAACAUUGGUAUUCUAUUUUAUAUAUACAUCUAUAUUUUUGGAUUAGUCAUUCAGCAUUUUAAAAUAUAUAGUGAGCAUAUUUGAAAGAUUAUAUUCGUUAUUGAUAAUAUGAUUAUAGUAUAGUCUCGAUUCAAAAUAAAAGAAGGCAGAACCUGUUCAAUCGAUCCACUUACCAUGAUCUUAUAUUAUGAAUAUGCUGUACCGAUUCACAAGUCUCAUGAAAACUCGAAGUACGUUUCCUUUAACUGUGAAUGGUUGUUUUGUGAAUGGUCGUUUCAGAUUUUCAGUUUUCUUCAAUAAGAGAUGGUAGAUACUGCACACAAUUUUGUACAGAAUUAGUCCUUGUAUAAAUAAUCCCCUGGAAAUUGACUUGAAAUAAAGAAGGGAUUAUAAUGUGAAUUAAGAAUUUUUAUCUCAAGAGAAAAUUCUUGAGUAUUUUCUGUGUUGCCAUGAUAAAAUUGCAUGAUUCUUAUGAAAGCUGUUUUUGCAAUGUUUAGUCAUGUGAUGUUGACAAAAAGCAGAAAUAUGUAUAGGCUGUAUAUACUGUAUUAUUUUUCAUCUGCUACCAUAUACAUAGCAGAUCGAACUACUGUAUCUAUGUAUAUUUUUGUAAAUAAUAUUAGAUGUGCGCAAUAUAUAAAUAUAUAUA